UCUAAAACUCAAAUUGGCCACCCACUUCUCUCACUCGAGGCAUCAAGAAGCCCUAUUUUCCUCUGCGACUCUCAAUCCUCGCAGAUUUUGUAUCCUGUGCGUGGGCUGGACUGGUAGGAAAUAUCGGGAAAUUUCCCGAAAAAUGGGUAAAAUACCGAUAAAUAACGAAAUAUCGGUGAUAUUUCCGAAAAAUUACCGAAAUUUCCGUCGAUAAUCGGUGACGAAUAUCGUGUUGGAGCCGAUCGCCGAAAUUUUUCGAUAUUUCAAACACUGGUCGACACAACAGCUUCUCAUCUUACGACGCUGUUUUUGGGUGCUCCCAUUCACCAGCACAAAUCACAAUUUUUAUGCUCCUCCUUGUUCCAAAUAACUCUGGCUUACUGGUGCAAAAAGAAGCUCGCUUCCCCCACCCCACCACAACCACAAUCCCCACCCCUUCUCUCUUUUUGUUUGGUCAAAUUGAUGGAGGGCAGUCUUGCUGAUGAGCUCUAUUCAGAAGCCUUGCAGCUAUCAAGGGUAAAAUUGGAUCAUGGGUCAACUACCAAUCUUAAGCAGGAUGAAUUAUGUGAUAGCAAUGGGGAUGACUUGUGGCAUGAAGAUGCAUCUUUAGGGGAUGGUUCUGAUGAAGAUUUGGAUAAAGUAUCUGAUUUGGACAGGGAAUGGCAGAGGAGGCGUGACCAAUUUCAUACGAUUGGGUAUCGUGAUGGCGUCAUAGCGGGUAAAGAAGCAUCUGCUCAAGAGGGAUUCAACAUUGGCUUUAAGGAAUCAGUGUUUGUCGGAUACAAAUGGGGUCUUGUCAGAGGUGUUACUAGUGCUCUAGCUUGCCUCCCAGAUGGCUUGAAAGAGAAGUUGGUUGAAACACAAGAAGCUAGAAACAAAUUCCAGUGCUUGUACAAAACUGUUCAUUCCCUUUCAACGGACAAUGCCCUUAAGUUGUUUCAUGAUGGCAUCCUAAAAAAUAAAUCAGUUGAACAGACUGGGAAUGUUGAGUCUAGUUCCAAUGUAGCAGACAUGCAAGAUCGAAGUUCAGACAGCAAUGUUCUGGAAAACCACUUUGAAGAGCUUCAAUCACUUAUUCGUGAGUCUCCGACAGUAAAAGUGCAUUUAACAAUAGACCAGUAGAUUGUGAAAUAGAUUUUCCACAUAAUUUGUUUGUUAUUCAGAAAUAAACUAGUUUGCAUUGUAAAUUUUUAUUGAAAAAAAAAAGGUUCUACCUUUGUUGUAGUGGUAAUUGUUGUAGUAUUUAAUUCUUAAAAGAGAAAUGUAUUCAGUAUCAUUAUUUUUAUGAUGCUGUCAGUAAUUCAUAUAUAUACAUACAUAUAUAUAUAAGCUUCUGAUCC
Molecule: messenger RNA, 1340 nt
Organism: Vitis vinifera (wine grape)
Lineage: Eukaryota; Viridiplantae; Streptophyta; Magnoliopsida; Vitales; Vitaceae
Exons: 7
Coding region: 463-1122 (219 amino acids)
Source: RefSeq, a predicted model, not a curated record